Messenger RNA from Coccinella septempunctata (seven-spotted ladybird), 1681 nucleotides. RefSeq names its product gamma-aminobutyric acid receptor alpha-like. Gene Ontology annotation, molecular function: neurotransmitter receptor activity; extracellular ligand-gated monoatomic ion channel activity; GABA-A receptor activity. The record is from RefSeq and is a predicted model, not a curated record. The coding region runs from base 136 to 1605 and encodes 489 amino acids. Gene Ontology annotation, biological process: nervous system process; signal transduction; regulation of membrane potential. The transcript has 8 exons. Gene Ontology annotation, cellular component: synapse; membrane; neuron projection. Lineage: Eukaryota; Metazoa; Arthropoda; Insecta; Coleoptera; Coccinellidae.
CCAGUACACUUAUCUGCGAGACUUGAAAGUUCCCAAAAUGGCGUUAUUUUAGACAACAAUCAUUUGGACACGAAUAACCAUUCUUUGGUUUUAAUUAUAUUGAAGUAUUCUAAAAAAGAUAAGAUAUAUAAAAACAUGGAGAACAGUAUUGGGGUGAGGAAAAGGAGGAACGAUGUGGUCAGUAGAAAUAUUUCCAUGGUUCUUGAAAACUUGCUGAAGCAAUAUGAAAGUUCUCAGUUACCAACUCAUGGAAGAGGAAAGCCAACAUUGAUAAAAACAAAUAUUUUGAUUCGAAGUAUGGGGCCAAUAUCGGAGUUGGAUAUGGAAUACUCUAUGGACUGCUACUUCCGGCAAUAUUGGCGAGAUGAACGUUUGUCAUUUAGAGGACCAAUUCAGUCUCUUUCUCUUUCUAUCAAAAUGCUGGAAAGGAUAUGGCGACCCGAUACUUUCUUUUAUAAUGGAAAAAAUUCAUAUGUCCAUACUAUUACGGUUCCGAAUAAACUACUAAGGAUUUCUCAAGAUGGAGAUAUUCUAUAUUCGAUGAGGCUAACGAUAAAGGCAAAAUGUCCCAUGAAACUCCAUACAUUUCCGAUGGACAGGCAAUCUUGUCCUCUAAUAAUGGGAAGUUAUGCUUAUUCUUCCAAGGACAUAAUUUAUCAGUGGAUGGACGACGGAAGUGUGACAUUUGUACCAGGAAUGACUCUUUCACAAUUUGAUCUUAUCUCAUUUCCGUAUAGAAACCAAACAAUUAGGAGGAGAGAAGGCGAUUUCUCUGUAUUGCAAGUAUCUUUCAACCUCCAAAGACACACUGGUUAUUUCCUGAUUCAAGUGUACGUUCCCUGCAUUUUGAUUGUUGUACUAUCUUGGGUAUCUUUCUGGAUACAUCGCGAAGCUACCAGCGACCGAGUAGGCCUUGGCAUCACCACCGUCCUUACCCUGUCAACUAUAAGUCUGGAUUCUCGAAGAGAUUUGCCAAAAGUCAGAUACGCCACUGCUCUAGAUUGGUUUCUUCUGAUGAGUUUCUUUUACUGUAUAGCAACUCUGUUAGAAUUCGCAGGAGUACAUUAUUUCACCAAGGUUGGCAGCGGAGAGAUACCAAUGGAUGAGGAAGAAUGGGAAGAACUCGAAAAAGAAGAAAUUGUUGGUGCUGAUUCCGGUGAAACUUUCGAGGAGGUGACGCCGCCAAUUUCGACACAGCCCACUAGGAGGAAGAGUUCUUUGGUGUGUCCAAUAGUGAACGAUCCUUCUUCUCCAUAUAACAACAGACGGGCAUCUAGUUAUCAAAUACCAAAAUGUAAUGUACGUAACACCGUGGAAAAAAUGACCCAAACUGAAUUUAAAAUACCAAAAUGGCAACAAUUCGUCUACUGCUUGAAGGGCGACGAUAAUUUUCGAAAACAGAGGCAACGAGAAGCAGCAGCCUUGAAUGGAUCUGAUUCUUCUGGUGCUCCUCUGCAUGUGAACAGCGUAUCAUUGAUAGACCGUACAGCUAGAGUUUUCUUUCCUGUUUCUUUCACGUUUGUCAAUAUUUGCUACUGGAUGACAUAUUUCAUGUACCAAGAUGACUUUGAAUGGGAAAAUGCACCGUCGAAUACAUUGAAUUGAAAUUGAAGAAAAUGAAAAGCUGAGCAAUAUUCAUAAAGAUUAUAUGAGAAUAAGUUUCUAACUGAAUAUUGAAAAU